UUUGCAGCAUUGGCGUGCUGGCGGACGUGCGUGCACGCGAGCAACAGAUCCGAGCGCAUGCGCAGAUCAUUGUUUUGACUGAAAAUGCCGUCGGUUUCGAAAACGGCGGCCAAUGCGUCCCCUCAAACCGAGAAACCUACCCACUAUACAUACUUGAAGGAGUUCAGGACAGAGCAGUGCCCGUUGUUCCUCCAACACAAGUGUACGCAGCACAGACCCUUUACGUGCUUUAAUUGGCAUUUUCUCAACCAGCGACGAAGACGACCCAUAAGAAGAAGAGACGGGACUUUUAACUACAGCCCCGACGUAUACUGCACGAAAUACGACGAGACCACAGGCAUCUGCCCAGAUGGAGAUGACUGUCCGUAUUUACACCGGACCACUGGUGACACAGAGCGCAAGUACCAUCUACGCUAUUACAAGACUGGCACUUGUAUCCAUGAGACAGACGCUCGAGGGCAUUGUGUGAAGAAUGGCCUCCACUGUGCUUUUGCUCACGGGCCACAUGAUCUCCGACCUCCAGUCUAUGAUAUCAGAGAGAUCCAAGCACAAGAGGCACUCCAGAAUGGACAGCUGGGAUCUGGGGAAGGUAUUCCUGAUCUGCAGCCUGGUGUAUUAGCCAGUCAAGCCAUGAUUGAGAAAACUCUGACAGAAGACCCUCGGUGGCAAGAUACCAACUUUGUUUUAGCCAACUAUAAAACAGAUCAGUGUACUAAGCCGCCAAGACUAUGCAGACAGGGCUAUGCUUGCCCUCACUACCACAACAGUAGAGAUCGAAGACGAAAUCCUAGAAAGUUCAAAUAUAGGUCAACUCCUUGCCCUAAUGUGAAACAUGGGGAUGAAUGGGGCGAGCCCUCAAAGUGUGAAAGUGGAGACGGCUGCCAGUAUUGUCAUUCUCGCACUGAACAGCAAUUUCACCCCGAGAUCUACAAAUCUACCAAAUGCAAUGAUAUGCGACAAACUGGAUACUGCCCCAGAGGACCGUUUUGUGCAUUUGCACAUGUAGAAAGAAUUCCCUCUACAGAAGAGACCAUGAGCUCCUUGCUAACAGUGAUACAGUCAAGUUCGCAGGCCCAGCUGGGUUCUCAGCAGUAUUCAGAGUGUUCAGUCAGUGAGUGGAACAGUGGAGGCAACUCCACCACCAACGCAACCAGUAGCAACGGACAAGUAGGAAGUGUCUCAUGUUCUAAUAGCUCAACUGUAACUCCAAGCUCAGGAAGCGACAGUUUGUUAUCCCCAGUGGGAUCCAUCAACAGGCCCAAAUCCAUACCUAAUAGUAGUUUAUGUUCAGAGUCCACCACAUCCAGUGUCUCAUCUCUGACAUCUAACUAUCCCAAAGCUCCGGGCUUUGAACGUGAGGAUCAGAUAAAGAAUAAGGGGCAGGUGGAUCAGAAAUUGAUGGACCAAGAAAAACAGACACAAAACACUGUAUUCUCAGCGGUGAACCCUUUGGCAUCGAGUUUUACCUCCAGUAUAACAUCCAGCUUGGCCUCUAGUAUCGGCUCAGAAAGUUCUUCACCCACCACCUUAUCCACAAUGAAUGCAAAAGCCACUCCUUUCUACCCAGGGAGCAACACAGUGGAGUCUGUCAUAGGGUCUGCUCUGGACCUCAACUUUAGUGACAUUAAUGUUGCAUCUCUUGAUAAGGAGUUAGAGGAGCAAGACAACAGUGUAGGAUUGGCAAGUCAAAAGGUCCUCGGUGGAUCCGCUCCAGUUAACAUUCCCGGCUCUCUGGCUCGAUCGUCCUCUUUCAAUUCCUCAUCAUCCCUCUCCACCUCGCCGCUCAGCUCCCUCUCCCAGUCUCUGUCGCAGUCCCUGCUGUCUGGGGCGGUAUCACAGCAAAAUCAACCUUCAAACAUGUUAGCCAAGCAAGAGCACGGCCUCCUGGGGACGCCCACCUCCUCCUCCCAGAACUCUUUGGGCCUGAAUGGAGGGGCUAGCAGCAUUUGGGACUUUCUAAGUGGCAGCUUUUCACCGAGUCCAUCUCCAGUUUUCAGCAGCCUGUCCUCCGCAGCCAGCAGUGCUGAUCUGGCUCGCCUCUUUAGAGAACUGGACGAAGCCAAGAAGAAGAUCAAACAGUGGGAGGAGGCCUGGCACCAGGUCAAACAGGCCUGUGAAGCUUGCCAGAAAGACGCUCAUGAAGCAAAGGAACAAGCGAAAACGGCCGAGGCGGAGCGGCAGCUGGCAGAACAGAAAUGGGAGGAAACGGAGCGCAAGCUGAAAGAGCUCCAAGGGGACUUUGAUGUGCUUUGUCGCACCCCUGGAACACCUCUUCUACGUAGCUACGGAGAGCUGGACCAGCUCCCCUUGUCAAAGCUUCACUCCAUCCAGAGUCAGCUGCGUAAUGACCUAGACCUUAUAGAUGGGGUAAUAUAUCAGCUUCAGUCAAAGAAAUGUAUAGUUUGCCAAAAGCAUGAUCGUUGCAUUGUUCUGCAGCCUUGCCAACAUUAUGUACUAUGUGAGAACUGUGCACCUAGUAAAACAGAAUGUCCCUACUGUAGAACAAAAAUAUUGAAGUGGUGAUGUACAAUUACUCAUGGUACUAUUUAAAGAUUUAGCCCUUUGAAAAACUACUAAUAGAUGAUGCAUUUUCUAAAUAGCAAUGUCUGUUUCAUACGUUGAUUGAAUUAUGUUAGAACACAAUGAUGUUUGACUGACCAAACAAAAUAGUAUUAUGAAUCAGAUUGUGUACAGGGGAUUUAAUCAUUAAUAGCUUUUGCUCAUUUUAUGCGUACAUUACUUUGGUUAACCAGAUAGCACUCAACUUAUUAUUAAUAUUAGAAUAUGAAAUUAGAACAUUAAAUUACCUUGCUUUGCGUCUUCUCAAACCUUUAGUCACACUUUGGAUACUCUAAAGGACAUAAAUCAUUUUGUUUACACUUUGUUAUGAGUACAUUCUGACUAAACACAUGAUGCAGUUGUGCUUUCCCCAAACAAAAUGCUAAUAUGCAUUGCCAGCCUGACGUAUUGCUCUUACAGUAAACACAAAAUGACAGAUUAGAAAGAAAUACAAAACAGACAAGCACGGUUAAAACAAAAACAUAAAUAAGUGUGAGUUUGUUUUUUCUGCACUCAUGUUUUGCUUUUUAUGUCCUGGAAGUACUUCACUGUGAUUUCUGAAUUAUUACAAAUCAAAGAAUUUGAAUUCUUGGGGUUGCUUCUUCCUCAAUGCAGUCAAAGUCCUCCCUGAGCAAAUUUGAAUUUAUUUCAACCCCAACAUUUUAGAAAUUACUGUGGAAGUGUGUGUGUGUGUGUGUGUGUGUGUGUGUGUGUGUGUGUAUGUGUGUAGCCAACAUGAGGUUUUGGCAAAUCUGUCUGUGAUGUGUUUGGAGAAAACUUGCCCAUUGUGACUUUAUCUUAACUGAGAACAGAUCAGAUCUAUUUUUAAAAUAUAUAUAUAAAAAAAGAACUAUGUCCUUCUCACGCUAUUAUCGCUGCAUUGUCUUUGAAUAGUUCUCCAUUCAUUUUGAGGCUGGAAGAAGUUUAUAUAUAUAUAUAUAUAUAUAUAAAUGAAUCCUUUGAAAUAAUAUCAGUGGGACCUUCAUAGAGAAUUUUGAAAAUGAAGCUUCCCCAUUGUGUAUCAGAACAGUCGCACAUUGAUACAGAAACAUAGACAAAGCCAUUGUUGAUAUUUUACCACAAUAGCUUGAACCAUAGGCAUUCCAGACUGGGAUCUCAAAUGCAAGGAAAUCACUGUGCAAAUGUGGGAGUUGGUCUGGUGACAAGAAACAUAAAAUGGGCAAAACUCAAAGCUGACGUAUCCUUUUUUUUUGUUAGUUAAAGAGGAACAAAUCAAGAAAAAAAAAGAUUUCUAAGAACAUGAAUGUGACUGAUAUCUUCAAUUAGAAAUCCCAUUUUUGUUUUAACCUAAUUAGUCUCAAUGGUACUUCUACUCCAUUUACAGAGCGCAGAGCCUCCGACAGCACUGAGUGAAAUGGGUCGCUUAUACCAAAAGUGUCUGAACAUGUCAAAGCUCCGUGCUCUGAGAAAUGAAUUCACGCGCUGACAUUCUUGCACUUAACACCACAGGGAGUAACUGAUGUAAAAAAUGAAAACCUUCAGCCAAAGUAUUAUCCAACAAUAGAAAGUGAAUAUGCACAUUUGCAAAAUGUUUCACAUCCACUGAUGUAUUAGUGCUGAACCACUCGUGUCUGUAAAUCAGACUAAAAAAGGAAAUAACUCAUUGUUCCUCUAUCAAAUUUUCAUUAGCAGUUGUUUUUUUUUUUUCAAUGCAAUCAGUCAAGCAUCAUUAUUUUUGACCAACUUUCUGAAGAAGUUUGAUUUCUUACUAAAGCACUUUGUUGACUUGGGACUUUAUUAAAGGGUAUAUAGAAAUUUGCUUUAAGCUGCUUUGUAGGUAUUCUUUUGUGUCUUUUUUAGAUUAUAUUUUUUUUCUAUAUAAGCUAAUGUCUGAAGCUUUUGUGUGUACUGUGAAACAUCAUUUGAAUAUUUCCUGUUUCCUAUUGUUAAAUCAUGGCAUGGUUCUACGUAUUAUUAAGAUUUCAUAGAGAAGUACUUUAUAGUUUCUACUUUCAUAGUUAGAUUUAUAAAAAUUUCAAUCAAAUAAGUGCAAAUUUAAAAUGCAUUUUAGGCAUAACCAGCAGCUAUAAUAUCGGUAAGGCACAUGCUACAUGUUAAGGCUGUUAUUCAAUCAGUUAGUUUUAUUUUGUAGAGAUUUAUAUAGCCUAGCCAUUAGAGAAGCAUGUAUUGUAUUUGCUAAAAGCCUGAAAUGGUGAUUUUUUUGUAGGAAUCCAGCCUCUUGACCUUGUCUAGAACAUAUCGGCCUCUAACUCUAAAGUGCCUUGCCUUAGUUGAAAAGGUUAUAUGUAGAAUUGACAGAGCAAACACAAGCAAUUGAAGCUUGUGCACAGGUUUCUGUAUAAUGUGUCUUGUGUAAUUUAGCAGAAGCAUUGACCUGUUUGACUAUAUGUGUGUGUAUAUAAACAUAUGCCAGUGUGUUUGGCCCAGUCCCAUUAAGUAUUUCUGCGGAGGAUAAUUGAAAACAAACAUUGUCAGUGCCUGUGUCCUGACUUCAACCUUAGAAAUGAACCUCCACGCUCACCUCCUACUACCCACACACUCAUUCCUUGGUCGUGGUGCUCUUUUGGUGCAGCUUCAGUCAAAUUAGGUUUUUCAAUUUAACAUUUGGGAGUAUGCAAACAGAGGACACAAUAAUUUGUACAGCAGCAUAUAAAAAUGCUUUGUAAACAGUUCAGUAAAUUUCAUUUGUUUUAUUGUAAUAAUUCUGCAGUAAUUGAAAAAUUCUGUAGUUAACUUGUAAGUUGGAUUUUGUAUAGGAUUUUGUGUUUAGGUUCCUCUAAUUGAAAUGACCUUCUACUGUGUUUAAAAAAAAAAAAAAAAUCUUUUUAUUCUUGCUUUAAAUUCGAUAGAAAAUCAUGUAUUUCCAGGUUCACCUUUUGCUACUUAUAAAUAUGGGAAGAUGCAUUGUUUACAUUCACAUAAAUGGCAAUUAAGCAACUCAGAGGAAAAUAUCAAAAAAAGUUAUGGUAUUUUAGCGUUCUCAUGAUUAUAUUACUAGCAUAAAAGGCAGCCUAACCACUUCUGGUAUUGCAUGUCAUGCGAUUUAUUAACCAGCUACAAAAAAAAGAAAAAGAAAAAAGGAAAAAAAAGGUUGCACUGUGUCACACUGCCAGAAUAUUCGUAUUGACUUAUUUUUAGUGUAGUAAAGGCUUCAUAAUUUCUGCAAGCUUCGCUGCUACUGGAAAAGGUAUUAAUGUAGUAUAUUGUUAUACAUUUAGAUGUUUGAAUGUUGUCGUGCAUCCACAGCUCAGAGUUCAGAAACUAUGAUAUAUUCUGUCUUCUGUAUCUAACUUGACUAAAUCUUAAUUUGAUUCAAUCAUUCAUUUGUAAAUGCAUUUGAGUCAAGGUUUCAGUACUUUUCUAUAUCACCUAGAAUGAUGUCACAGACCUGUACUGCUGUAGAUUGUCCCUUUUUGUUAAAAAAAAAAAAAAAAAACCUGAUUUAAAUUAAUGGUAUUUUGUUUGGACCCCCCCCCCCACACACACACACACACACUGGAUAGCAGUGUAUGAUGCAGCUAAUUUCACAGGGUUCUCUAGUCUAUUUUGAUAUGCCAGUGAAGCCACCUAAAAUAAUGAUGUCUAGUGUGAUUAUCUAAAAAGAUGAACCAAAGUGGUGUUCUAGUAGCUGUCCAAAUAUGUGUUCUAAAGGGAAAAUUUACCCUUGAACAGAAUUCAAGUACUCGCUCUUCAACAGAUCAGCCUGUAGUUCUGAACGGGCCAUCCGGAUAAAACUGAGACAAAGUCCAGAAUUGAGAGGGACAGGAAUUCUGUUUUUGGAUGGAUUUUUGCUUUCAUUCAGUAGGACAUACACUGUAUAUUCUUAGUGAGUAAACAACAGGACUAUGCUAAUGGCUUUCGCAUUCAACAUUAAUGGACUUGAGCCCAUGUUUUGCAGUUUUACCAAAGACCUGUACCGUUGUUAUUUCUUUUAUACUACAUUUCAUCUUUUUUUUUUUUUUUUAAAUUUCAGUAAGAAGCCUAAAUUGACUUUGAAAAAGUAAUCACCUAGUACCUUAAAUAGACAAUGGUAACAGUAAUUAAAGGCAUCUUUUUCUAUCUAAAGUUGGCUAUAGUGAUUUGAAACACAAAUGAUCAAAAAUGCAUGGGUCAGUUCCUUAAAAAAUGUGUAUUUGUACUUUUGAUUCUGUGUUGAGUAUACAUUGACGUUUAUGGCAGGUUUGUGCAAUACUUUCUAGCACAUGCUGACCUUAAGCGAGGAUUCAGUGUCGGUUUAAUUGUUGUCUCCAGUGAAGGAAUGUCAAAGGUGAUUGACAUUUGUGCUUCUGAAGUGGCCAUAUAAACUUCACUACAACUACUGUUCUGAAGUUUUUUCUGAUUUGUUUUUUGUUGUUGAUUUUGCUUAACUACAUAAUCUCAAUCACUUUGGAAAUCGGUGGUUAUGCAUUAUAUGCUGUUAUGAUAGGCCUGCAGUGACUGUAAGGUGCUUUCUUUAUAUCCAACUCUUUUGUUUUCGAUUUCUUAAAGCCGUGGUCCAAAUUAGUUUUUUGAUUUUUUGAUUAUUUUUUUUUUGUAAAAUUACCGGGGACAGAUGAUGAUUGUGACAAACAUUAAUGGCAGAUACAGACAUAAUUCAAAUCGAGUUGUUAUCGUUGUUGUUAUGAUAAUUUGUUGUUGGCUGUCAGUCUCCCUUGUGGUCUACUUGCCCCAGUUCAAGUUUUCUAAAGAAAAAAAAAAAAUGAAACAAACGUGAACUUGGUAAGCACAGCUUGCAUUUCUUUACAUGUCUUUAGAUUUGAUACACUUUCAAGUAUAUCUGUGCCUUUUGAAUAAUUACAUAUUGAUUGGUAUUGAGAAUAGUAUGUCUUUGAGACAGUGUUCACUCCCAGUCAGGUGACAAAAAAACCCAACAUGUUUAAUUAGAAUCAAAAUUCCAGUGCCUUACAAUAUUUUUGGGGACCACAGUGUGAUUGCUAAAUAACUCUGCGCAUUCAGCCCACUUGAGCUAAAAGGGAAAAAAGUCAAAUGAGGUUUGCUUCAUCGGUUCAACAGAAUGAAGCAAAGUUUUAACUGCCUGAUAAUGGUCUGUCGUCUGUAUUUGCCAUACCAUUUUAAAAAAAAAACAAAAAAAAACAGCUAAUAUUAAACACUUAACCAUUGAAUACACAAUUUUGAUCCCAAUUAGUCAUUUGGCACCAAAAACUCUACUGUUUGUAAGGAAAAGCACCAAAUAGGAAGAAUCUUGUAAAUGAACUGUAACAGAUGUAUCAUUACGCUCUGCAUUGGAAUAGUUUAAUCUAUUUUGCAUUAUUGCUAGUUGUUGUGUUGUCUUUUUGUUUUUAAUAUUAUGAAAAUGGAGCCUGAAGAUUUAUGCAAUCUUGUACAUGUAUAUGAGUAUGAUGUAUGGAGCUGUUCAAAUUAAGUAAAAUACUAGUACAACAAAGUGUUGUCAAAAGUAAAUAAUCUUAAUAUGGAACCAGCUGUUCCAUAUACUUUAGAGAAUUUCAGUAGAAAUGUUAUUUUAACAUUGAAGCCCUGAAAUAUUGAAUGUAUUGUUCUAAAUUAGAUAUUCAAUGAAUAGGUCACUGGAUAUUAUGGAGCGCAGUUAAUUCAUUAUGAUGUAGCAUCUAGUUGUGAACUGCUAUUCAAUAAAAUUUAUUAGAACUAAAACAAAUGCAAGUUUUCAAGUUUCUAUUUGUCAGCAAAAUGUGGCUAUACGAGGAAAGAAAGUUUCUCUCAGGAUAAUAAAGUGAUUUAAUAGAGAAUGUUAAAUCUGAGGAAACUGCAUUUCAGAGAUUUAUUUACUUAAUGUCAGUGGGUUUAGACCUUAUUUAUAGAUUUAAAAAAAUAUGUCCCAUAUUUUGUGAUGAGCUGUAUGGAUAUGUAGGAAAUUCUCUAGAAAUUCUGUUGGUAUAUUGAUAUUUUUUGUGUUGUGAACACAAAAUAGGUGCAAGUCUUAGAAUAUUAGAUUUUUCUUUUCUACAUUGAGGAUUGUGUACCGCAUAUUUUCUGUAGUGUAUUACUAGUUUGUUAACACUUGUUAAAUUGUUACACUACAGUUAUGCAAUGGUUUACAGAGUUCACAAAUUAUUUUUUAUCAUCUUGAGAAUUAAAAUAAUUUUUCAUCUGAAA
This is a messenger RNA of Scatophagus argus, 8634 nucleotides long. RefSeq names its product unk like zinc finger (gene unkl). The transcript is spliced from 16 exons. The coding region runs from base 85 to 2523 and encodes 812 amino acids. Lineage: Eukaryota; Metazoa; Chordata; Actinopteri; Scatophagidae. The record is from RefSeq and is a predicted model, not a curated record. Gene Ontology annotation, molecular function: metal ion binding.